Molecule: messenger RNA, 786 nt
Organism: Symbiodinium necroappetens
Lineage: Eukaryota; Dinophyceae; Suessiales; Symbiodiniaceae
Source: the annotation of a GenBank genome assembly
AUGGGCUGUGGGUCGAGCAAGAAGUGGAUAAAGUGCCGUCGUGAAGGCUGCCAGAAGGAGGCGCACCCUACGCAGGGCCAUGGAUUUUGCUGCUAUGGUUGCAGCAAGGGCUGGGAAUGCGGACCUCUUUGCACCGGCGUCAGUGGGUCGAGCAAGAAGUGGAUAAAGUGCCGUCGUGCAGGCUGCCAGAAGGAGGCGCACCACACGCAGGGCCAUGGAUUUUGCUGCUAUGGUUGCAGCAAGGGCUGGGAAUGCGGACCUCUUUGCACCGGCGUCAAUACAAUGAAAUGCUGGCGUCCUACUUGUGGGAAGAGAAAGCACAGCAGGAUGGAGCUCGGAUAUUGUUGCAGGGGAUGCAAGGCGAAUGGCUGCUGUACCCGGGACUGUGAGAACCAGCCCUUCGUUGCGGCAUCCGAGAGCCCGAGCCCAGCAGCAGUGCUCGAAGUGUCCAACGAGCCAUCAUCCCGUCAACAAGAGCCACUUGAAGCGCACACCAAUAGUCAAAGUAACAAUGCCAACAUCGAGAUGAAGGUUUUUGGAUUCAUGGACACCGCGUCACCCCUGGGCCCUACUUGGGAGAAGGCUUGCCAGGGUCGAGCACCUACUGUCGACGCUUCCACGGGCAUGCUUAUGGGGAAGUGGGCGGAGUGCUUGGCGUGGGCAGUUGCUUACGAGGCGCAGCAUCCGGAUCGGACUUCCACAGGUGAUGUCAUUGAGGCCAGGGCAGCUCUUUCAUAUCCAAAGCUGAACGCCCAAACCUUACAUCCCCACUUCAGCGCCCUCUAG